Olea europaea var. sylvestris is the source of this 1548-nucleotide messenger RNA. RefSeq lists its product as uncharacterized. Lineage: Eukaryota; Viridiplantae; Streptophyta; Magnoliopsida; Lamiales; Oleaceae. The record is from RefSeq and is a predicted model, not a curated record. The transcript has 7 exons. The coding region runs from base 1 to 1548 and encodes 515 amino acids.
AUGCAAGAUAAAUCGCAUAAUGGUCAAUUGUGGAUUUGCUGUGAAUAUUAUGCAGAUCAAAAUAAUGAAGAAGUUGGAAUUAAUGUUGGUGACCUGUUCAGAAGCAAAAUCAUGAUUCAAGGAAUCAAUCAGAAAGGUCAGCGAGUCAUUGGCAUGAUUCGCUUGAAGCUGCAAAUAGGAGAGUUAAUCUCCUCAGCUCUCUUCCAUGUCAUUGAUGUCAAAACAUCAUACGAGUUACCCUUUCAAUGUGUUUGGCUACAUGAAACUGGAGUAGUACCUUUGACUUGGCAUCAAUGUUUCAAAUAUGGCCAAGAUGGAGAAGUUAAAUGUGUGGUAGCUGAGAUUAAACCAUUCCUUGAAGAAGAAUCCCAUUUUGCUGAUGCUAAAUUUUACAUGGAAUAUGAAGGGUGCAAUUUUGUAGGGUUACCAUGUCUGGAUUCAAAAUCAAAGAAGAUGCAAAUGAUCAUGAUAUGUCUAGUGCUACUCAAUCUCAUCAACUUAUCAAAGGCAAGUCAAAAUUUACAUCCGAAGGAUUCUCUAAAGGUAAAAAAACCACAAAUAGAAUCAACCGAUAUUGAGGUAUUGAGAAAAGAGUUAACUCUUCCAAUACCUAGUAUUCCAAAAUUCUCGUCCAAACAAGAAGGAGCUCCUGAAUCAAAACUGACUUUCAAAGGAUGUUACAAUCCUCAAGUUAAGAAGUUGUUUGAAAAUGUCGAGUUUGGAAAAGGAGAGCCUCGAAGAUUAGGUGAUCUUGAUGUCGUCCUUCAUGAAGACGUGUAUGGUUUAGGAUAUAAUCCUAAUCCACCGAGGAAGAUUAAGGUCAAGAAGGUUUCCUCAAACCCCAUCAUGGUUCAAAUUUAUGAAGUUGCAGAAGAGAAAUCAGAACAACCGAGACCUUCAUCGUUUGAUCGAAUUGAAAAUGAGAAUGUCAGAGUUUCGGUGUUUAAAAGGAAUGUACAAGCUCCCCAAAUGUCAUCCCAAAGACAAUCUGCAUUUUCUCGACUUGGAAUUAAAACUUCUGAUCCAAGUAAUGAAGAUGAGGAAGAAGUUUCUGUCAAUCACAUAGCCUUUGAAGAAACUCUCGAUUCGGACUCUGAGUCUGAAAGUGAUGAACCUGAACCAGCCCCACCUACAUUUGAAGAAGGUGGAAAAGCUACUACCGAAGAAGACCCAAGACCAGUAUUUGUAAGCGCCCUCCUCAGUCAAAAUGAAGAAUUCGAGUAUCCUAGUUUGCUUCAGGAAUACAAAGACGUGUUUGCGUGGCCUUACAAGAAAAUGUCAGGGUUAGAUCCUAAGGUUGCAGUGCAUCAUCUUGCAGUAAGACAUGGAGUUCAACCGGUCAAGCAACCUCAAAGAAAAUUUCGGCCAGAACGGAUUUCUCAAAUUGAAGUGGAAAACGGGCAAUUUAGAAUUUGCGUUGACUUUCGAGACCUGAAUCAAGCAUGUCCAAAAGAUGAUUAUCCACUUUUGAUAACAAAGUUGAUGGUGGAUGCAACUAUCGGAUAUGAAGUCUUAUCUUUCAUGGACGGAUUUUUUGGAUACAACUAG